AUGAUGCGACAUCGUUCAACAUGUUGGAACGUCACAGAAGAAGGUGAACGCUUGUUUCGGAUGCAUAAAUAUGAAAAAGGAAUCGAUCUUUUGAAGAAAGCCUUAGAAGUAGGCACUGAUGACUUCUCUUUGUUAUCAGCAAUUUAUUGCCAACUAGGAAAUGCUCAUAUUAUGCUCAAGGAUUAUGAAAAUGCAUUAAAAUAUCAUACAUAUGAUAUGCUAGUCGAAAAGCUGGUCGGAAAUAAAGGUGGAGAAGCAAAAUCGUGUGCAAAUCUAGGAAACGUGUUUAAAAUGAAAGGCGCUUAUAACGACGCUCUCACGUUUACAUUCAAACAGCUGGAAUUGUCUGAACAGCUUGGAAAUAUGCAAAUGAAAGGACGAGCGUGCUAUAAUGUUGCAACAAUUUUUGUUGAACGGGGACGUUAUUUGAUGCUUGAAAGCACGGAACAGCAAGAUCCCGAAAAGGAAAUUGAAGCUCGAUCGGAUUUCGAAAACGCUAUUAAGUACUACAAUAUAAAUUUGGAGUAUGCUCUAUCGGUCAACGAUUGCUACACAAUGGGUCGCUGUUAUGGAAGCUUAGGCAAUGUUUAUUAUUGUCUCGCAGAUUACGACGAAGCAAUUAAGUAUCACACUUUGCGUCUUGACUUGGCCCGACAGUUCGGAGUUAGAGAUUGCACACGCCGUGCGCACGCUAAUCUUGCAAAUUGUUACGCUCUGAAAUCAAAUAUGCAGGCUGCUAUUCAACAUUAUAAAAGCGCCUACAGAGUUGCUUAUGAAUUAGGCAAUGACGCUGAAGAAGCGCAAAUGGCCUACUCCCUCGCCAAUUCAUUGUACAUUGAUAAAGAAAUUCCGGAAGCCAUUUCAUAUUUCUUCCGUCAUCUCGAUAUCGCCAGAAAACUCAACGACAAGCCAGGCCAAAUGCGCUCGUAUUUCUCGUUGGCAUUAUGCUUCCAGUCACUCAAGGAUCUCCGAAAAUCGCUUUAUUUCUUGAUUCUCUCAAAACGAUUCGCCUUGCAGCUCGGUGACACUUCUAUUAUUUCGGACAUCGACAAUUUGCUGAAGGAAAUCCUUGAAGCUGGAAAAUCAUCGGUCCUCUUAGAAGAUUGUGAGCUUCUCGUCGAUCCAUCGGCCGAUCCUUUGGGACCACAAGUAGAGCACAGUGAAACAUUCCUGGCGUUUUUCAAAAAACGCAGCCUAAACGACAAAUCGAGAGCUCCAAAAGAAGCCCUCCAAGAGGAGCGCCACGAAAAGGAGGAAUUCCUUGAUAUGCUCCAAAGAGUUCAAUCUAAAAGAAUGAAUGACCAAAGAGCCGAUAUUUCUGUACUUGGUACCUGCAGCGGCAAGAUCCGUCAACGCGACACGGAGCCCGACAAUUCAUCAACUGAUGGCUCAGAAGUUCUAAUUGAUCUUCUGUUAAAUGCUCAAGCAAGAAGAAUGGACGAUCAACGUGCUCCAUUCCUACCAGGUCUUAAUGAAAAUGGUCAGCUCAUUUUACGUCGAAUGAACUCGAAUCCGGUUGAGGAGCUUGACAGCAAUCUCAUUGAUUGGCUGAUGAGAGUUCAGAGUCAGCGACUUGAUGAGCAGAGAAGUGAGCUUCCGGAAAAAGUCCGUGAAGGUAAGCAAGAGCGUAGAAAUUCGCGAAUCCAAAAGGAAAUCGCAGAAGACGUGACUGACAUUGUUCUGAGAAUGCAAGCUGGACGACUUGAAGACCAGCGUGCGCAUCUUCCGGCUUCUCCGUCGUCAUCUUCAUCUAAUCAUUAA
Messenger RNA from Caenorhabditis bovis, 1761 nucleotides. The record is from the annotation of a GenBank genome assembly. Lineage: Eukaryota; Metazoa; Nematoda; Chromadorea; Rhabditida; Rhabditidae.